UUGCACGUUCAGUUUGUACACGCUGAUUACAUCAUGUGUGUGAAAAAAAAACAAAUCAUGCGUGUGGAUCGCAGAGCAGUGCAAGACGAGCAUUCGUGGUUAAAAAGUAUAUAAAUUUUUAUUUUUUUUAGAAAAUGACCGAUCAUUUUGCUAGAUAAGACCUUUAUUCCUCGUCUGGGAUUGUGUAGAGUCCUUUGAAGCUGCACUGAAACUGACAUUUAACCCGUUGAACCCCAGUGAAGUCCACUAUAUGGAGAAAAAUCCUGGAGUGUUUUCCUCAAAAACCAUGAAGCUUAGAAUCUUUACAAAUCUUUUGUUUCGAAUCAGUGGUUCAGAGCGUGUAUCAAAUUGUCAAAGUCACGCCCCCGAGUGGUGAACCAUUGAAAUUUCGAAACACUUAUGAUGUAAUGAAGCCUUGUUUACUGAAAUCACGUGACUUUGGCAGUUUGAUACACGCUCCGAACCACUGAUUCGAAACAAAAGAUUCGUAAAGCUUCGAAGCUUCAUGAAGCAGAGUUUUGAAAUCGGCCAUCACUAGAUAUUGUUGAAUAAAGUCGUUAUUUUGUUUUUCUGCCGCACAAAUUUUUUUCUCGUUGCUUCAUAACAUUAAGGUUGAACCACUGUAGUCACAUGAACUGUUUUAAAUAUGUCUUUAGUAACUUUCUGGGCACUGAAAGUGUUAAUUAUCUUGCUGUCAAUGGGGGCCUCACUGAGCCAUCGGAUUUUAUCAAAAAUAUCCUAAUUUGUGUUCCAAAGAUGAACGAAUGUCUUACGGGUGUGGAACGACAUGAGGGUGAGUAAUUAAUGACAGAAUUUUCAUUUUUGGGUGAACUAAGCCUUUAAGUACAUGUCAGAGCCCAUACUUCUUUACUUUAACUUGAGUAAAAAAGUGUAGUCUGUACUUCAAUUUUUACCAGUCUUUUUAUACAUGAGUAUCUGUACUUCUACUUGACUGAAGGAUGUGUGUAUUUUUGCCAUCUCUGCAAAGUACUGUUUACAAUUAGUAAACUCCUCCCACAGGAAUUUCAUCCACUUUAAAUAACAAACUCAAAUUACACACUUUCUGUACAGUAGUUUUUAACACAUUUUUAUUUAUUUUUUUUAAUUUAUUUUUUUAUAUAUAAUCCUUUUCAGUCUGAAUGCCACGUCUUCCAUUUUAAUUUAUUUAUUUAAAAACAGUGUCAAAAUUGUCACAAAUGUUGUUUGAGUUGGAGUUUCUUGUGCUCAAAUCCCUGUGGAGGGGAGCAGCCAAUUUUGCAAACCACAUUCCUCCACAUUCGUAACACUCCUUUAACCCAAGGGUUUUUAACCUUUACAGACUUUCUCAGUGCCACUUUAUAGGAACUUUCAUGAAAAAAUAUUAACACUAUCACAUACAUUAUAACAUUAACAAUAACUUACUAUUACCACAAUAAUUACUAUCACUAGUCAUCAUGAAUUUGGAAGAAUCAUCACAAACUUAUGGAGUCCUUGCAGCUCAAGUUAUUUAAUGUAAAAUGGAAAAUAUCUCAAAUUUGUAUGCUAAUCAUAUAAUUUGUAAUUAGUACAUUUUAAUAAUAAAAAAAGAAAACAGAACCAUUUUCACUAAUGCUCUCGAACUUUCAAAGCCACACUACAUACUGUAUUUCUGCAACUUUUGCUGUCCCAGCCACAUCUCAUCCUUCCUGUCUGUCCUUUCAUCCGCGCGCAUCAAGUCAUCACUCAUUCAGAAAUGAAGGCUGAGUUCGCACGCCUGCAUGGGAUGGGGGUGUGUCAUCGGUCGUGAUGUCAGAGCGCAAGGACUCUCAUGAUUGGCUCUAAUUAGAAUCUGCGGCAGCAAAUAGACACGCGUCUUGCAUGAUUGGAUUCAAAGUGGCUGGUGCCAAAAAGCGCAGAGGCGCAGGAGCUCCAGACGCGCGCUCUCACGCGGGAGGAGGACGCGGCGGUCCGCUAAGCUCAAAACACAGUCAGACAGACGAGCGGCACUUUUAGCUGGUUAUCAAGAGCGUAUUAGAAGAGUGUGAGACGGAAUAGGGCGAAGCUGAUAUUCCCGGAGCGUUCCGCGUGCGCAACUGCAGCAGAGCAACUUCAGAAACAUCAAGCAGAACAAGUUCUCCAAAAUCUGAGCACCAUGGCAUCGGUCCCGAGCAGCCAAGUCAAAUGCAAGUUCAAGAGGAGGAGGAGGAGAAGGUCCAAGCGAAAAGAGAAAAUGAACAUGUUGUCUGCACUGAUUGCCCCCUUCAAGUACAUCAGCCCAGCGGCCAAUGGCACAGAAGAUGAGGACACAUUGAGCACCAGCAGUGCUGAGGUCAAGGAGAACCGUAACACAGGAAACCUGGAGGAUUGUGCCAUUGUUCCGUCAGACUGCCAAACACUCUUCCUGUCCGAUUCGCCCAGGGACGGGGCACCCGGCCUCAAGCGAAAGCGGCCUUUGGAGGAGGACAACAACGGACACUUGCGCAAAUUGCGUCUGUACUGCAAGAAACUGGCAUGGUCCGAUGCACCAAAGAAUGCCCUGGUCCAGUUGAACGAGCUAAGACCAGGUCUACAGUACCGGAUGGUCUCUCAGACAGGACCGGUGCAUGCGCCGGUCUUUUCCAUUGCCGUAGAAGUCAACGGACUCACAUUCGAGGGCACCGGCCCUACGAAGAAGAAGGCUAAGAUGAAGGCUGCCGAAAUGGCCCUAAAGUCAUUCAUCCAGUUUCCCAACGCCUCUCAAGCUCAUUUGGCCAUGGGCGGCCUGAGCAACCCUGCCGCCGACUUCACCUCGGACCAGGCCGAUUUCCCUGACACGCUGUUCAAAGGUUUCGAGGCUGACGGCUGCCGCUCUGCCGAGAGUGAGUUGCUGUCUAGCGCGCUUCGUUUGCGCCACACGUUGGACUUGAUGGUUGUACAGGCCAGGCAAGGAGAUCCCUGCCUUCCCCCACCUCCAGUUCCCAUGCCCCAACCCAGUCCCGUCGUCCUGCUCAAUGACCUGCGGCCCGGCCUGCGAUACGCCUGCCUGUCGGAGCGUGCCCAGGGCAAACGGGCACACCGCAGCUUCGUCAUGGCCGUUCGAGUGGACGGCAGGAUAUUCGAGGGCUCGGGUCGCAGUAAGAAGCAGGCGAAGAGGCAGGCGGCUCUGUGCGCCCUGCAGGCGCUCUUCAACUUCAGGCUGGCUCCUGAGGCGAGAGCGGGACACCGGCCCAGUAGGAUCAAAUGCCCUCAUUUGCCCCAGGAGUUUGCAGAUGCAAUAUUCCACCUGGUGCGAGAGAAAUACACAGAGCUGGCCGGCUGCUCCUCACUGCUACACGCGCGUCACAAAGGCCUGGCGGGCAUCGUCAUGACCAGAGGUGUGGAUCUGAGACAGGCCCAAGUGGUGGCGUUAUCAACCGGCACUAAAUGCAUUAACGGAGAAUAUAUCAGUGACCAGGGCCUGGUGGUCAACGACUGCCAUGCUGAAAUCACGACUAGACGAGCCCUGCUGCGGUUCCUGUACUCCCAACUAGAGUUACACCUCAGCAAAAGGAAAGAGGACUGGGAACAGUCGAUCUUCGUACGGCACAAAGACUCCUGUUUGAGACUGAGAGAAAAUGUCCUCUUCCACAUGUACAUCAGCACCUCACCCUGCGGGGACGCCCGUGUGAACUCGCCGUAUGAAAUCACCUCGGACUUGCAAAGCAACAGACACUUGGUGAAGAAGUUUCACAGCCACCUUCGGACGAAGAUUGAAUCAGGGGAGGGGACACUGCCCGUGAAGUCCGCAGGGCCCGUUCAGACGUGGGACGGUGUCCUUCAAGGAGAACGUCUCAUCACCAUGUCAUGCACUGACAAGAUUUGCAGGUGGAAUGUGCUCGGCCUGCAGGGGGCGCUGCUCAGUCAUUUUGUGGAGCCGGUAUAUCUGUACAGCCUGACGGUGGGCAGCCUGAGACACACGGGUCACUUCUCUAGGAUGAUGAACCACAGGCUGGAGAGAGUCGGCCCUCUGCCCACCUGCUACCGCCGUAACCAGCCUUUACUCAGCGGCAUGAGCAACAGUGACUGCAGGCAGCAGGGGAAGUCUGUGUGUUACAGUGUCAAUUGGACGGCAGGCGACGCCCAGCUGGAAGUGCUCAACGCGUCUACUGGAAAGAGGAGGGACUCCGGAACUCCGUCCAGACUUUGCAAGCAUGCGCUUUUUGCACGUUGGAUCAGACUCUAUCGCAAGCUGGUGGUCCGUGGGGCGAGUGGUAUGCCGUUGUACUGUGAAGCGAAGCAGGCGGCCGGCACCUACCAGACUGUGAAGCUGCAGUGGUUGAAGGGUCUACAGGAAGCAGGAUUAGGGACCUGGGUCAGAAAACCUCCCGAGCAGGAAAACUUCACUCUGACUGUAUGAAUGCUGAAGCCUAACCUGGGCGUAAUCGUCCCCUUGUCACCAAAACCAACUUCACCCGCUGUCCGGUUGCCACAGAAGCCCUUUCUCACCCUAAAGUCAACAACAUCCCACUGCCAAAAAAUCUCUGCAGGGAGAUGACAAGAGUUGCGACUAGGUGGUAAACCUUGCUCUGUCAAACUCUCACAAAAUUUGCAUUUGUUGCUACCAAGGUAAGGGUGAGGUAUGGAAGCAUUUUGUACCUUGCCUUUCAUAGCUUCUGAAGUGAAGGGUAUGGUUAGCGAAAUCAUUUAUCCCCAAACCAGUAAAGCCCAAACCCCGCCCCACAGGAGAUGUCAGUCACAAUGCUGAUUAUUGUUAUUGAGUGGACCAAUAAAAUCGACUCUUGGGAUUUGCGAAAAAAAAUCACGCAAUACAGUUAAAUUACCCUUAUGAAAAAUAACCGUGGUUUUAUUAUGGUAAAAGUGUAGUAACCAUGUUUUUUUUUUGGCAGAUUGAUUACCAUUUGUGACCCUGGACCACAAAACCAGUCAUAAGUCACACGGGUAUAUUUGUAGCAAUAGCCAACAAUACAUUGUAUUGGUCAAAAUUAUAGAUUUUUCUUUUAUGCCAAAAAUCAUUAGGAUAUUAAGUAAAGAUCAUGUUCCAUGAAGAUAUUUUGUAAAUUUCCUACCGUAAAUAUAUCAAAAAUUAAUUUUUGUGAGUGGAUAUACAUUGCUAAGGACUGCGAUUUUCUCAAUAUUUAGAUUUUUUUUGCACCCUCAGAUUCCAGAUUUUCAAAUAGCUGUAUCUCAGCCAAAUAUUGUCCUAUCCUAACAAACCAUACAUCAAUGGAAAGCUUAUGUAUUCAGGUUUCAGAUGAUGAAACUGACACUUAUGACUGGUUUUGUGGUCCAGGGUCACAUUUGUACAACCUCAGUUUUACCACAAAACCAUGGUUAAGCUAUGGUUAGUGUAGCAAAACCGUGGUUCAUUUGUGGUUACAGUACCAUGGUUUAACUACAAUAACCAUGUUUUUUUUUUUUUUUUGUAAAACCAUUAUUUAUUUUUGUAAGAGUAAUGUUUGUGCAUCAUAAAAAGCCAGAUUACAUCCAUACCAGAUUUCAAGAUUGACAUCUUAUUCUAGCUAAUCAAAAAAACUUUUCUCAACCAGUUAGCGCUAUGCUAAGCUAAUAAGCUAUGCUGUUUGUUUGCUAAAUAAAGCUAACUGAAAACACAUGAAAAGUUUCAUUUUUAGCUGUGAUAAUAUGUGAUAUUAUUUAAAAGGCACUAAAUAGCAAAUUUUCAUAAUUAAGAACAAACACAACAUAAAAUGAUUUUCUAGCAUUUCUAAUCAGGCUCAGGAUAGAAUACCCAUAAAAAGUUAUCUCUGACAGAAUUGUUUUGAUGUCAAAACAGGAAAGGAUUUUACAGGACAUCGACAGCAAUGGAUUGCCUACAUAUUUCCGCUAAAAUCUGUUACGCAAGCUUCUGAUAUAGUAUUCUCCCAUAGCAAGAAAACUCUUCUGUCAUAUUUCAAAUAACUGCUGAUCACCGUAUAUAUUACUAUAGUAAACAUAACAUUUUAGUAUAUUAUAUUAAACCAUAAUGUUUAAAUAAUGAGUUCCAGAAGCUUUAAAAACCUUUAGUGUGAAGGUGGAUUGCUUUGUCCUGUCGUGCAACACUUCAAGAUUUAAUUUUUGUAAAUUUUGCUUCAUUUUCUCACAAAUUACAUACACUGUGCUGGAAGCCACUGAGGCUAAAUGCGGAAACGACUGUGUCUAUUAUGACAUGUUGAUAACCACAGAAAAUAAUUUGGAUUUGUCCCCCAGUAUUCAAAAACUGUGGUUACAGUAACACACUUGGGUAGUUUAGAGUUAGCUUUUGGGGGAGCUCUGGGAAAUGUAGCUCUCGCGAGACUUUUGGCAGAACGAGGUUUACCAGCGACGUGAUCGACAACGAGGGAAAAUGUGAGAAAUGGGGACAAUUUUUUUCACAACACAGCAGAUGGAAAGAUGGCCACCUUUCUCUCACUCCACUGACGGCUCUCCUGUAGCCGUCAUUCAAACCUGUGUAUGUGUGUUAACCUUCGCCAAAGUGAAAGGCAGCCGCCGUCUUGUCAUUAUCUGCCCGUUUCCGGAUGGCCUGCCCCUGAAGAGCUCCGACACGCUGUCCAAUUAGAGGUCCUGUCAGAAUGAUGCGUCCCUCAUUUUCCUCUCUCUCUCUCCUUUGCCUUUGGUUCAUUGGUACAAUGAGAAAAAAGAAGGAACAAAAAAAACAGUAGGGUUUGACAUUGCAAAGACAGGUUAAUUCAGCUCCGUUUUGGGUGUGCAGGCUAGAGGUAAUGGUGACGAGCUAAUGUAAAUGGUGCCAUUACGACACCCCGGGUCUCUUGCCGUUUUUUGAGUUGGUACAGCUUGCUGCUUUAAUACCUCAAUCCCGCUCACAGGUGGCGUGUCAUUUCUCUUUGUGUGUCAGUGCUGUAUCUUUACACAUGGUGUUCUGGGCAGAGACCUGCAUGAAAAGAAAGGGAAACGUCGCCGGUUUGAUGUAGACACAAAAGGCGAAAAUGGAGUUAAGAGUGCGAGUAGAGAUCCGUGAUUAUGGAGUAAUUUGUAGUUAAUGGAUUCAUUUACAAACCAAGCACAUUACAAAUGGCUUUGUAAAGCCCUGACCCAACCUUUGAAACGCAUGCCACUUUACCAGAGGUUUAACCAAUGAUUCUCCUGCAUUCGUUUAUUUCAUUUACAGAUACUUCUCAUUCAUGUCUGAGUCUUUAGAUUUACGUUUUUUGUUUUAGCAUGCAUAUUUUAACCUCAAUUUAUUUGAUCAAGUUAUUACUAUUCAUCUGUAAAGAUGUUUAUUGUUGUAUACCAAUACAGUCACACUCCAUGAUUAUUAUAUUUUGAUUUACAACACUUUAAUUGUUGAUUCCUUUCUUUGCAUAGUUUGUCAUUGCAUAAUUUGUUACUCAUGUAUUCUUUAAUAAGCUUUCAGUAUAUAUUUUCAAAUGCCACUUUGUCAACCCUUGCUGAGAUGUCAUGUGGCCACCCUUCACAAACAGCUCAAGAUGUUACAGGGACACCUAGUGGUGGAAAAUAUAUUUUCAAGUCUCACUCAGACCCGUUUAGUGUCUCACCUGAUGUUAUAUAUUUUUUUAAAUGAUAAUGAAUCUAUCCAAGAUUAAAUGUGAUAAACUUUGUACCCAUAGAAAUAUGUUAUCAAUAGAAAGAUGAUGAAACUGACCGUUCAAAGACUCAACAUUACCUUUCUUCUGCCUAUUUCUGUUAUCUAUUUAUUUUUUUUAAUUCCCAGUAAUUGCUCAAAGGAUUAAAAAGAUAUGGUUCAUGGCUAUUUUCACCACAGUUUGAAAUUUCCAUAACUUGAAAGACUGUUAAUGCACGUUUCUUUCUUUUUCUUUUCUUUUCUUUUUUUCCAACAUUCAUUUUAUGUUUGAGUUGACCGUUUUCUUCAUCACACCAGAAACAUGAAAAACCCCGGACAAACCUACAUCAAGUAAUUCAGUCGUAAGGCAUGAUUGAAUGGCAAUAUUGUACUAUUGACUGUACAUUUUGUAAAAAUUUGUAGAAAAAAUAAAGAAAAUUAAAAGAAUAACCUUAAGAUCUCUCAAUAAAGUGUAAAUUUUAACCCAAAAGCAUAUGCUGCUAAGGUCUGUACAUUGCACUUGAGUAAAAAGUGAAUGUUUAUGUGAAUAAAAACAAAAAUAAUCA
Messenger RNA from Ctenopharyngodon idella (grass carp), 8040 nucleotides. RefSeq names its product adenosine deaminase RNA specific B2 (inactive) (gene adarb2). Gene Ontology annotation, biological process: adenosine to inosine editing; RNA processing. Gene Ontology annotation, molecular function: double-stranded RNA binding; double-stranded RNA adenosine deaminase activity; tRNA-specific adenosine deaminase activity. Gene Ontology annotation, cellular component: cytoplasm; nucleolus. The coding region runs from base 2111 to 4333 and encodes 740 amino acids. The transcript is spliced from 10 exons. NCBI's taxonomy places the organism in Eukaryota, Metazoa, Chordata, Actinopteri, Cypriniformes, Xenocyprididae. The record is from RefSeq and is a predicted model, not a curated record.